Bactrocera dorsalis (oriental fruit fly) is the source of this 1742-nucleotide messenger RNA. Its product is annotated as circumsporozoite protein-like. Bases 192 to 1640 code for a protein of 482 amino acids. The transcript is spliced from 4 exons. Lineage: Eukaryota; Metazoa; Arthropoda; Insecta; Diptera; Tephritidae. The record is from RefSeq and is a predicted model, not a curated record.
GCAUACUUCACGAGAGGCACGCAGAAAUGAUCGGACAGUUAUUGUGAAAACAAGUGCUUGAUAAUAAGUACUGAAAGCGCACGGAAGUUUUCAUAUUAUUCUGAGAUACCUAGAACGAAUUUCACCUCUCCUAAUCAGCCUUCAUGCUUGCCUCAACUUCGUAUUGCUUCGUUAUAAAUUUGGUAUACUAAAUGGGCGCUACAUUUGCGAACAAAAUGCCUAAGCUUUAUAAACUCAGCGCGGUCGUUCGGAUAUUUAUUCUGCUCGCUCUCUGCGGUCUUAGCAAUGCACAAGUACUUUACGUUGACGACUUUUGUGAUUUCGCUGGCUACGAUGGCAUAUGUUUGGAAGCUAGCAAGUGUACUGACCUGCAGGCCAAAAUGCAGGCAAUGACUUUGGAAAGCCAUCACGUGGGCCGCUGUAGCUUCGGCGUUAGAGAGGAGAUUAUAUGUUGUCCAAAGUGGCAAACACCGGUGCAAACCCCACCCAAACUUCCCAAUGCUUUUAUAGAUCUCUCCAAACAGCCUGAGUUUCAACAUAAGUCGCCACCAGACGGUGCGUUUAGUGAUAGUUCUAUUCCCAUCACUACAAGUGCACCCAUAAAUUUUCCUCAAAAUGGACUCUUCGUUGCAAAUCCACUGCCAAAUGUACAGGAUAACCAAAAUAUAAAUGGCAACCCUGUUGUCGAUGAAAAUGAAAGAAUGAAUGCUAUAUUCGGUGUUAACCCUGAACAGAUCGGAAAUGAUAAAGAUGAAAAGAAGGCCAAUUCUCUCCCGGUUGUAAAUGAAAAUAAUAACGGGUUCUUCAUUUCAAAUCCAGUGCUGAAUGUACAGGCUAACCAAAAUUUAAAUGGCAACCCAGCUCUCGAUAAAAAUGAAAGAAUAAAUGCCAUAUUCGGUGUUAACCCCGAACAGAACGGAAAUGAUAAUAAUAAAGAUGAAAAGAAAGUGAAUUCUUUCCCGGUGGUAAAUGAAAAUAAUAACGGAAUUUUCAUUGCAAAUCCACUGCUAAAUGUACUGGAUAACCAGUUAAUUGGUUACCCAGUUAUCGAUGAAAAUGAUAGAUUAAAUGCCGUAUUCGGUGUUAACCCCGAACAGAUCGGAAAUGAUAAUAAUGUAGUUGAAAAGAAGGGAAAUUCUUUUCCAGUGGUGAAUGAAAAUAAUAACGGAUUCUUUGCUACAAAUCCAGUGCUGAAUGUACAGGCUAACCAAAAUUUCAAUGACAACCCUGUUAUUAAUGAAAAUGAUAGAUUUAAUGCUAUAUUCGGCGGUAAUCGUGAAGAGGCUGGUGUUGAUAAAAUCCAAGAGGAGAGGAAGGGAAAUCCGGUACCCGUUAUAAAUGGAAAUAAUGGAAUUGUCAGUGCAAAUCCAGUGCCGAGUGUACAGAAUAGCCUUAAGUUGAAUGGUAACCCUGUUAUCGAUGAAGAUCAUAGAUUAAACGCUAUAUUCGGUAAUAAUCUUGAACAUAACAGCAAUGAUGAAAGUAAAGAAAGAAAUCCUGCACCGUUCGUAAAUGGAAAUAAUAACGGAUUCUUCAGUGCAACUCCAGUGCCGAAUGUACAAGGCAAUGGACAAUUUAUUGGUAGCCCUGUGAUCGAUGUAAAUGAAAGAGUCAAAGCUAUAAUAACCCUGUACAGCUAGAAAGUGAUAAUAGUAAGGAUGGUAAGGGAAAUAUUGCUCCGGUAGUGAAUGUAGAGGGCAACCAAAAUUUUAAUGGCAACCCUGUUGUCGAUGAAAAUGAAA